AUGAACAUCGACGGUGCCGAGAAGCUUGAAGAGUGUGAAAGUUCACCUCUAUCAUGUGGCCCUCUGGAAAUGACCACUUCUGGUACUGAUCUUUCUCCCUUUAUCAAAACUGUUCAUGACUAUGGCAAAUUCAUAGCUGAGAUAGAGAAAGUAGUAUUCGGGAUGGUCUGCGAGACAGACCUUGACGCUAACGUGAACCCGAUCGCUCAUACAGACAAGAGCUUUUUGUCCUACUUGCACCAGAACAACAUUAGGGGCUUGGAAGUGAGGACCAAAGACGGGGAGUGGUUCACUUUCGAGCCCUCGGCUUCGACUUUCAUGGUCAUGGCCGGUGAUGCAUGUGUGGCAUGGAGCAAUGGGAGGAUCAAAGCUUGUUACCACCGAGUGGCAGUUAGAGAAGAGAGUCAAGUGAGAUACUCUCUCGGGACAUUCUCGUACAUCUCGGGGAUAAUCGAGAGCCCCGAGGAGUUCAUCAACAAAGCACACCCACGGCAAUACAAGCCUUUCAAUCACAUCGAUUUCCUUUGCUACUAUGACUCUAGUGACAACCGCAUCAAGGCCGAGAGCCUCAUCAAGUCCUACUGUGGAGUUCAGGCCAAUUAGCGCUCAUCAUUAAUUCAGAAUUAAUAUAGUCUUCGCCUGUUAAUGUGAAAUAAGAAGAGAUUGAGGAGACUGCAGUCUCUCAAUCUUCUUUGUUCUUUUUUUGUGAAAU
Molecule: messenger RNA, 712 nt
Organism: Eucalyptus grandis
Lineage: Eukaryota; Viridiplantae; Streptophyta; Magnoliopsida; Myrtales; Myrtaceae
Product: 2-oxoglutarate-dependent dioxygenase AOP3-like
Exons: 4
Coding region: 1-603 (200 amino acids)
Molecular function (GO): dioxygenase activity
Source: RefSeq, a predicted model, not a curated record